Messenger RNA from Sinocyclocheilus rhinocerous, 1911 nucleotides. RefSeq names its product regulator of G protein signaling 7b (gene rgs7b). The coding region runs from base 234 to 1649 and encodes 471 amino acids. Gene Ontology annotation, biological process: intracellular signal transduction; regulation of G protein-coupled receptor signaling pathway; G protein-coupled receptor signaling pathway. The transcript has 18 exons. NCBI's taxonomy places the organism in Eukaryota, Metazoa, Chordata, Actinopteri, Cypriniformes, Cyprinidae. Gene Ontology annotation, molecular function: GTPase activator activity. The record is from RefSeq and is a predicted model, not a curated record. Gene Ontology annotation, cellular component: neuron projection; plasma membrane; cytoplasm.
CCCUGCGCGUUCACGCUCUAGUUGUGAGAUUGGAGGACGGGGAAGCAAUAGUUGUGACACCGAGGGGCAAAUAACUCAUCGUUUCCAAUGAAUAACUACCCCUUCAGCUCGACCGCCAGCUGACGCACUGCUCUGCGCGAACCCACGCGGACGGAGGAGCGACGCGGCGCGAUUGUGUGAGGAGUAUCCAGUGGCGCCGGCGGAAGCAGCUCUGGCCGUUCCUCUGCUCCAGUAUGGCUCAGCCGAGCUCGUGUGCUCAGAGCAGUAACGGUGUGGCCGACGAGUCUCCCAACAUGCUAGUCUACAGAAAAAUGGAAGACAUCAUCGCUCGCAUGCAGGACGAGAAGAACGGGAUUCCCAUCCGCACCGUCAAGAGCUUCCUCUCCAAGAUCCCCAGUGUGUUCUCAGGCUCUGAUAUUGUCCAGUGGAUGCAGAAGAACCUGAACAUUGAAGACCAAGUGGAGGCUCUUCAUCUGGGGACGCUGAUGGCGGCUCACGGUUAUUUCUUCCCCAUAUCAGACCACGUUCUCAUGCUGAAGGACGACGGAACCUUCUACCGCUUUCAGACUCCGUACUUCUGGCCGUCAAACUGCUGGGAACCAGAAAACACUGACUAUGCGGUUUACCUCUGUAAACGAACAAUGCAGAAUAAAGCUCGUCUGGAGUUGGCCGAUUAUGAAGCUGAGAGUUUGGCGAGGCUGCAGAGAGCUUUUGCACGGAAAUGGGAGUUCAUAUUUAUGCAAGCAGAAGCGCAAGCGAAAGUGGACAAAAAACGGGACAAGAUCGAGCGGAAGAUCUUGGACAGUCAGGAGCGGGCGUUCUGGGACGUUCACAGACCUGUGCCUGGCUGUGUGAACACUACUGAAGCCGACAUAAAGAAAUCGUCCCGGAUGAAGCAGCCGCACAAAACACGGAAGUCGGUGUACGGUCUACAGAACGACAUCCGCAGUCACAGUCCGACGCACACACCCGCACCGGACGCGAAAGAGACUCUUCCCUGUGAUUCACAUGAGCCUGUGCUCCUCUCUUCUCUUCAGAUCCAGCACUGGCAAACACAGCUAGACAGACACCGGUUAAAAAUGUCCAAAGUCGCAGAGAGCUUGUUGAGUUUCUCGGAGCAGUAUAUCGAGUACGAUCCGUUCUUCACGACGCCGGAGCCGUCGAACCCCUGGAUCUCUGAUGAUGUCACUUCCUGGGAGCUGGAGGCCAGUAAAGAAGCAGGGCAGCAGCGGGUGAAGCGCUGGGGAUUCUGCUUCGACGAGGUUCUGAAGGAUCCGGUCGGGAGAGAGCAGUUCCUCAGGUUCCUGGAGUCCGAGUUCAGCUCAGAGAACCUGAGGUUCUGGCUGGCGGUGCAGGAGCUGAAGAAGCGUCCGAUCCGGGAGGUUCCCAGCAGGGUGCAGGAGAUCUGGGAUGAGUUUCUGGCUCCUGGAGCUCCGAGUGCCAUCAAUGUCGACUCCAGGAGCUACGACAAAACCACGCAGAACAUCAAGGAUCCCGGCCGAUACGCUUUCCAGGACGCUCAGGAGCACAUCUAUAAACUCAUGAAGAGUGACUCCUACAGCCGCUUCAUCAGAUCCAGCGCCUACCAGGAGAUGCUGCAGGCCAAGAAGAAGGUAAAGCCUCUGAAGCGCCUGGAAACGGCCAUCUAAAUGUCCUCAUUCUGCUUCAGUUACUCCUGUGUUUAUUUCUGUUUAACCCCUCGUCUCCCGUCGCGAGGUGUCUGCCGCGUCUCGUUUGUUUUGCACGUGUUUCUCUUUGUUUCUUCUUCUGUUCUGUUGUGUCUGUUUUGUUUUGAAGUGAUGAAACAGGAAGUGCUGAUUGGCUGGUUUUUCUGUGAUGUGAAAAGCAAGAAUCUUUUCUAGGGUCUGAAUCUCAGAUGCCGUCAGCAGGCGAAGCGCUUGUAAAAUCACG